Molecule: messenger RNA, 648 nt
Organism: Lobosporangium transversale
Lineage: Eukaryota; Fungi; Mortierellomycota; Mortierellomycetes; Mortierellales; Mortierellaceae
Exons: 1
Coding region: 1-648 (215 amino acids)
Source: RefSeq, a predicted model, not a curated record
AUGAGAAAGAAAUACUCAGUAGUGAAUGGAUUUUCAGUCAAAAAGACUGAGCCUGCCACAUUAGCACCCAGGGCAACUAGCAAGAGCAGCAGUAGCGGCGGUGAUAAGAAUAGCAGCCGUAGUAAUAGCAGCAGUGGUAAUAACCCCAACAUAAACAAUGACAAUUACGACAGUAGUAGCAAUGAACAGGAUAAAAAAAAGUCGAUACCUGUCGAAACGAAUCCUACAAAGAAACAAAAAGGACAACAGCAGCAGCGACAUCGAAAUAUUGCACGAGAAAAGAACGAGCGAGGAGGAUUCAAAUCGACUGAGGAGCGUAAACUAGCACAACUGAUCCCAGUCCUGGAUGAGGAUGGGAUCAUUAUCGAAGACCAUUUUAUAUCACCCAGAGAUACUGAUGGAGAUGGUAUUCCAGAUUCAUAUGUGCUGUUACGUCCAGCUCCAUCCUCAGAGUAUAUGGCAGACAUUGGCCUCUUUGAUGAUGAUAUUGCACCUCCAAUCCCUGCAGUCCCAUCUUUAGCCACUAUAACAGCGCCAGCAGCAACCACAACUACAACAGGCACAAAUUCGGAGGCAAGCAUCAUGGGAACUAUUUCUGUAGCUGAAGCGAACAGCCUUGCAUCUGCCACAGCUUUCGUUCCUCUUUAA